Messenger RNA from Ramularia collo-cygni, 1578 nucleotides. Its product is annotated as probable cysteine synthase B. The record is from RefSeq and is a predicted model, not a curated record. Gene Ontology annotation, molecular function: cysteine synthase activity; cystathionine beta-synthase activity. The transcript has 7 exons. Bases 1 to 1578 code for a protein of 525 amino acids. Gene Ontology annotation, cellular component: cytoplasm. Lineage: Eukaryota; Fungi; Ascomycota; Dothideomycetes; Mycosphaerellales; Mycosphaerellaceae.
AUGGCGAACCCUACCAACUUUUACUCUGGCCCCGAUUCGCUGAAGAAGUACUUUGAUCCGGAGUGCGCUCCGCCACUGCCUCUGGUCGAGCUACCACCGCAUCUCAAUCCUUAUUAUGAUGAUGGUGUUCGAAUCUACGCCAAGAUGAUGUCCUGUCAUCCGGCGAACAAUGUCAAGUGCAUGCCCGCAAUGAAUCUUCUCCAAAAGGAGGUUGUCCCAGGGCAGACUAAAUCCAUCGUGGAAUACAGCUCGGGCUCAACCGUCAUCUCCAUGUCGAUGGUUGCGAGAGUGUUCCACGGGAUCGAUGACACAAAGGCGUUCCUUAGCAAUAAGACGAGCGAGGCAAAGCUGCGAUUGAUGCAGUUCUUCGGACUCAAGCUAACAUUGUUUGGCGGACCUUCUCAACCAGAGCCUCUUGAUCCAAGAGGCGGUAUCCAGAGCGCGCGGAUGUUGGGAGCUGAGUCUGAAGCAACUAUCAAUCCUAAUCAAUAUGAGAAUGAUGCGAAUUGGCAAUCACACAUCAAAUGGACAGGGCCGCAGAUACUACAACAACUUCCGGACAUCAACAUCAUUUGUGCGGGAAUGGGAACAUCUGGAACGAUGACUGGAUUGGGGCAAUACUUCAAACAAGCAAAGCCGUCGGUCUUCAGAUUAGGUGUCUGCACAGCCGCCGGCGAUCGAGUGCCCGGCCCUCGCUCCUUCGCUCUUCUCGCACCCGUAGAAUUCCCAUGGAAAGACUCUGUCGACCACGUUGAACAUGUUGGAUCGUUCGAUUCCUUCACAGUCUCCCUCGAUCUCUGCCGCAAUGGCAUCAUCUGCGGUCCAUCAUCUGGUUUCAACCUGCAAGGCUUAUUCAACCUUGUAGAGAAUAGGAAAGCAAAAGGGACGCUACAUCAACUCGCGGGCAAAGAUGGUCUCAUACACAGUGUAUUCCUAUGCUGUGAUCUACCAUACCAGUACCUCGGUGAAUACUUUGACAAACUUGGCCCUUCCAGCUUCCCACCAAUCGAAAACGAGCACCUCAUAAACGUAGACAAAUACCGCUACGACGAAACCUGGGAACUCCCCCCCUCAACCCUCUUCCCCCUCGCCACAGCCACCCUAAUCAUCGACCUCCGCCACCAAGCCGAUUUCCACAAACAUCACCUCCCCAACUCCUUAAACAUCACCCUCGCAUCCCUCCACCCAGACUCCCCAAGUCCCUUCCACAACCCCAAACUCCUGCAUGAACAAUGGCUAGAAUUAGAAAAUCUCUUCUCCCAGAGUUUCCUCCAGGGACAAUUCUCGGGAAGGAAAUUGUUGUGUUUGUGUUAUUUGGGGGAUACGGCGAGGGUUGCGACGAGUGUUUUGCGGGCUAAGGGGUUUGAGGCUGUUAGUGUUAGGGGGGGAUUUGGGGUUUUGGGGAAGGGCAUUGGGCUGGAGGGGAGGGAUUUUGAAGUUGGGGUUGGGAGUGAUGGGGAGGGGGAGGGGAGUGAUGGGGAAGGGGAGAGGAGUGAUGGUGGGAUUGAACUGGAGAAAGGAGAGGUCGGUAUCCCGGCGACGAACAGCGUAAAGGUCACGGAAACUUUGGCGGUGUAG